AUGGAUUCUUUGACAAUUUCUAUAUUUGGCAAAACUUGCGGUAUUGGAAUUUAUCCAACUGGCGGAUUAUAUUGCGUAACAGAACAAAGUGGUACUGGAAGUCCCUUUGGAAAUGCCUAUAUGCUUAUAACCGCUGGUUAUUUAAUUUCUCUAGUGAUGGUUAUCCCUUUGGGAGUUUUGGAACUAGUCGAUAAUGUUAGAAUACAAAUUGCUUCCUUCGUCACUUUGAUAUUUAUUAUCAUCGUUUGGCUUGUCACGUUCAUUAUUCACGGUCUUACUAGAGAUUUUGUUCCUUUUGUUGGUAACAGUCAAAGUCAAGUAGUAGGGACUGUCUUAUAUAAUUACGCAUUUAUAACUACUGUACCGAGUUGGGUUCAUGAUACGGGUCGGAAUGUUCCAAUCAGAAAAAUUGUAUGGAUCUCUAUAAUUAUAUCCACUAUUCUAUAUGUUUCACUCGGAGUCUUAGGAGGAAUGGCUUAUGUGAUGGAUUCAAAGUCAAACAUUAUUGCAGUCAUUGGUCAAUCUAAUCAACGAACUAUAGUUAGCCUGAUUACAACCUAUUUAUUUCCCAUAGCCGCUUUGGUGACGAGCAUUCCAGUAUUUACGAUCGUGGUGCGCCUUAAUUUGAUGAAUAAUAAUAAUUUAAAUAAAAAAAGUGCCAUACUUUUAUCAAGCUUUAUUCCUUGGAUUGUUAUCCUCCCGUUCCAAACUGGAGUUUGGCUCAACGAAUUUAUGAAUUGGACAAGUUUAAUAUUCUCAACUAUUAGUAAUUUUGUUCUCCCAUUCUAUCUAUAUCAUUUAAGUUAUAAACAAAACCUUAUUAAAGAUGAUAAACAUGAAAGAUUAACAGUACCUUCGGUCACUGAUCAAUUCUCGAUAAAAAGUAUUGUUAUAACACAAAUUGAUGAUCCAGUUAAAAUUGUAACUCCAGCUGACAAAAAUAAUAAUUUAUCACUUCCAAUUGUCAUCUGUCCAUCAUCACCUAAAAUUUAUUCAAAAAAUCAUCCAAUACCUGAUGACGAUGAUUCCCAUGAUAAUGAUCACCUUACACCAAGUAUGCGUACUCCAGAUACUUUAAGACGUAGAAGAUCUCGUUCUCCAAGUAAAUCUCGUAGUCACUCACGAAGUAGUUCAAAAGUUAGCAUAGAAACAUGCGAAGCUGAUUCACACAAUAGUUUAAAAAUUGAUGUGAAAAGUUUCGAUGUUCCAACAUUGAAAACUUCUCAACCAACAAUUAUUAUUAGUGAUAAAAAGUGUGAAACUGAUAUAAUUGAUAAUUUACAUAUUAAUAGCUUAUCAAUUAAUUCUCAUGACCCUAGUCUUUCUCGUUCACCAUCCCCGAUAUUAAUCUUUGAAGAAAUUACUAGUAUGAAAUCUGAUGAAAAUGAAAAUUCAAAGCCUGACGUAUUUAUAGCUUUUCCAGGAUUAAAUCCUAAAUAUGGAAUUCGGAUUGCGACGUUCUGUGGGAUAAUUGCUAUUUUGUUAGCUUGUACAAUGAUUUUCUAUGAUUUUGUUGAAUUAGGGAUGGGGAAUAAUGUAUUUAGUUAG
Molecule: messenger RNA, 1548 nt
Organism: Cetraspora pellucida
Lineage: Eukaryota; Fungi; Glomeromycota; Glomeromycetes; Diversisporales; Gigasporaceae
Source: the annotation of a GenBank genome assembly